Zerene cesonia (dogface butterfly) is the source of this 1890-nucleotide messenger RNA. Its product is annotated as nose resistant to fluoxetine protein 6-like. NCBI's taxonomy places the organism in Eukaryota, Metazoa, Arthropoda, Insecta, Lepidoptera, Pieridae. Gene Ontology annotation, molecular function: acyltransferase activity, transferring groups other than amino-acyl groups. The transcript is spliced from 12 exons. The coding region runs from base 1 to 1890 and encodes 629 amino acids. The record is from RefSeq and is a predicted model, not a curated record.
AUGAUCGUUGUAGGUACGUGUUUCGUAUUGUUACUGUUGCAUUCGUGCAGUGGAGUUAUAUAUCAUUUGAACGACACAGAGUACGCACGGUUGCCGCCGCUGGCGCAGCUAGAUGACUACGUGCAAUGUCUCAACCAAGAGGGAAGUGUAUACUGCCAAGUUGGUCUCACACUACACGCAGGACCGGGGAAUGAGUUAAUACAAAUGAUUGAGGAAUACUCCGCUCAUUCAUACAAACAUUUCAACUACAGUUACGUAAAUCACGGCAUCUGUGUCACUAAAACAUGUAAGCACUUCAUUCAAGACCGAUCAACGGAAGAUACGGUGGGCCUAAAACAGAUCCUUGAGGGAUGCCUCAACGAAAUAUAUGAAAAUAAAUAUGGUUUGAGUACACAAAUAUCCACAAUACAUUCUUGCGAUCGUCCAAACGAAGGCAUUGAGUUUGAUUAUGGCGACAAAGUAUUUACCGCCGUAAUUUUGGGAAUAGCUUUAGUAAACAUAGCUGCAACAAUUUAUGAUGUGCUAUUAAAGCAAAGGAAUUGUUCUGGUAAUCCAUUGAUAUUAAGUUUCUCACUAAUACAAAAUUGGAAUCGUCUUUUAUCAUCCAAUCCUAAUCCAGAUCCUAGAUUCGAUGGCUUCCAAGGAAUGUAUGGAAUAAGAACAAUAACAACAUUAUUGAUGAUGGCAGCUCACGCGAUUUGGCUCAUAGGUGAUGGGUUUGCUGACAAUACGCAUGAUUUUGAGAGGUUAUAUGAAAACAAUCUUUACCAAGUUUUGUUGAGCGGAACAUCUUUGGUACAGUUGUUCUUCCUACUGUCAGGCUUUUUACUCGUCUACACGUUGAAUGUAAACUCUGAGAGGAUGAAGAAUACUUGGGAACUGUUCCCUGUGAUCUUGUUUUAUAGAAUGUGCAGGUUAACUCCAAGUCUGGCUGUUGUCUUGGGCUUCAUAAUGACCUGGUUCAGACACAUGGGAUCAGGCCCGUUUUGGGGUAUGGUCAUAACACCCAUCUCCAAUGACUGCAGACGGUAUUGGUGGUCACAUUUGUUGUACGUCAACAAUUUCAUAGAGGAUAACCGAUGCGCCAUUCAGACUUGGCACUUAGCGACAGAGCUACAAAUCUAUACAAUAGGUCUGAUAGUAUACUUGGCAACACAGAAUAGGUUUAGAGGGUUCUGCAUAUUCGUCAUGUUUCUAGUUGGAUGCGUGAGCCCAGCUCUGCAUGUGUGGCUGUAUGAUCUGGAGGGAAUCUUGCCUCUUUCACCUGAAUUUUUUCGCACUUCACAAAGCCCAACGUUCACUAAACUCUACGUUUUGUUUUACAACAACACCUCAUGCUUUGCCAUGGGAAUGAUAUUAGGAUCCUACAUAUACGAUGCUCAAAAGAAAAAUAUUCAAUUCAAGAAAAGUAAGAUUCUGGAUACAUUACUUUGGCUUUCUCUCAUACUUUGCGCCCUAAUCUUCUACAGCGGUUCGGUUUUCUACAAAGAUGCACCUCGAGCCUCUGUUGAGCUCAGGAUGGUGCAUGCGGCGUUUAUUAAGAUUUUAUUUGGUUGUGUCAUAUCUUUUAUGAUUGUAGGCUUGGUGUUCCGGCUUGGAGAUACGUUUUGUGACAUGUUAUCGUGGCAAGGCUGGAAGACGCCCAGCAAGUUGUCAUACGGAGUCUCCCUAGUGCAUUUCAGCAUCAUCCACUACAUCCAGGGCACGAGGACGCAACUAGCUCACAUUUCUCUCUUUAAUUACAUAAUGCACCAACUAACCAUCGUGUGUUUAUCCUUCUUUAUCGCCGUACCAAUCUACCUGCUAGUUGAAACACCAAUAAUAACAUUCUUCAAAGUGCUGUUAUUUGGCGGGAAAACCAAAGAUAGUGUCUCUAGGAAAACUAAUUAA